This is a messenger RNA of Capsicum annuum, 5596 nucleotides long. RefSeq names its product pentatricopeptide repeat-containing protein At5g39710. Gene Ontology annotation, molecular function: protein binding. The transcript has 8 exons. The record is from RefSeq and is a predicted model, not a curated record. NCBI's taxonomy places the organism in Eukaryota, Viridiplantae, Streptophyta, Magnoliopsida, Solanales, Solanaceae. Bases 1454 to 3715 code for a protein of 753 amino acids.
AUUCCGUUAAUCAAUAGAAUAAGAGAAGUUGUUAAUUGGAAUGUAGAAUGCUUAAUCUUCAAAGUAAAUUAUUUUUCCAAAAAGGGAAGUAGAGAUAGCGAUGGAUAUAUUUUUAUACCAAAAAGGAAAAUGGUGGAGCGAAGAUUUUCUACCAUAUACUCUAAGUACAAGAAUAAAUCUUGAUUUAAGGAACAUAACAUGAUAGCUUAACACAACUUGCAACUGAGGAUUUUAAAGUCAAAAGAUACACCUGCUUGUUGUCUCUCAGGUUAACUUUCUUUCUUUACCGGCAAUCCCAUUUCUGUGUUUUUGCUUCAAGGGUGUGUUUGUGAAAUUACAACUAUGUCCAGAGUAGACGAUGUAGAAAAUAGCUAAUGGACAUGUAGUUUCACUAAGAUUGUUGUUUAAAACACCAUACAAAAUUCCUUUACUCGGCAAAAUAAUCAUUAUUAGCUUCAGCAACAAAACAUAUGAUUUUGAUAACAGAGUCUUUGAGCGAAAUUUCUAGAGGUCGAGGAAGCAUUUGUAUUAAAGUGGCUUUACCUAGUUUAAGAUAAUCCUAUUACUGAAAGGAGUCCCCUUCUACAUUUAAGAGAUUCUGUUCACAAUAUUAGUCUAGUAUGUAAAAAGAUCAAUAUGAGAAGCCCCUCUUUGCGUAAAGAGAUCAGGGACAUUAGACAUUUAUGUACUAGCUUUUGGCACAAACAUUAAGAAAUCCAUUUAAAUGACAGUAAUUAUAAGAGUUUUUUUUGCCGAAGUUACCCUUUAUAUUUUUUCAAAUCUAAGUUGCUCGGACUCUUCCCUAAUGGUGCUGCACCCAUGUCGACAUGACUGAGACAUUAAUACCAAUACGCAUUGUCAUGAGUGUAAGACGAGUUACACUGAACACACACUGAGACAGAAAUAUCAAUAUUGAGUGUUUACAGCAGCAUGAGUCUCAAUGUUCAAUGUGUAGAAUUCAAAUCAAAAUUGAUUAACCAACAAUAACAACAAUCAUAUCUAGUAUAUUCCCACAAAGUGAUGAGAUGUGGAGAGAUUUAACGUAUAUGCAGUCUGGACCUCUAAACCCCUGACUUGAGAUAAAUACUUUGUGGAUGAGAUGUGGAGAGAUAACGUAUAUCCAGUCCGUACCUCCAAACCCCUGACUUGAGAUAAAAGCACUUUGUGGAUGAGAUGUGGAGAGAUAACGUAUAUGCAGUCCGUACCUCUAAACCCCUGACUUGAGAUAAAAACACCCAAAAAAAAAAAACGUAUAAAAAAAUAAAUAAUAGAUAAUAACAAAAAUUAAAAUACUAUAAAAUAAUACUACAAUAAUCUACCCAAAACAGCAUCCAACAAGAAACCAGAAGCUUACCACUAUAACUACUAGUACUACUUUUAACCGAACAAAAAACUCUGCAAAUAGUUUCCGCUACUGACAAUUGCCGUUGCUCCUAUUGGAACAUUUUCUGACAUGCUACUUGUUAAACCCUGCCGGAGGACCCUCCAGAGCUCAAUCCCCGACACCUUUUUUGUCGAAAGAGCUGUAUCCAUUCUCAAAGGCAACGACCCAAUUUCCUUGAACUCCAUUUCUUCCCAAUUUACCCCUCAAUAUGCUUCUUCUCCCCUUUUCCAAUGCCAAUUCGAUAAAUUACUUGUUCUAAGGUUCAUCAACUGGGCACGUAACCGCCAUUUCUUCAACCUUAAUUGUAAGUGUAUUUCCAUUCAUAUCCGUACUCGUUUCAAGCUCUACAAAACUGCACAAUUCCUUGCUGAGAAUGUCGCGAAAUUCGGCGAUAACAGGGGUAAUUCGGUCUUUUUCUGUCUCAACGAUACUUACCAUUCUUGUAAGUCUAGUUCUGCUGUGUUUGACUUGAUGGUUAAAUCAUACUCUCAUUUGAAAAUGAUUGUUAGAGCUAUGAAUGUAUUUGAAUUAGCUAAGUCUAUUGGGUUUAUGAUCACUUUUUUGUCUUAUAAUUCAAUUCCUGAUGCGUUGAUCAGGGAUUCGUGUAACGGGUCUUUUGAAUUAGCUCAAAAGUUUUAUGAUGAUAUGGUUAAAUCCGGGGUUUCACCUAAUGUCUAUACUUAUAAUAUUAUGAUCCGAGGGCAUUGUGGAAGAGGGGAUAUGCAAAAGGGUUUGGUUGUUUUCGAUGAAAUGGAAAAAAGUGGUUGCUUGCGAAAUGUGGUAACUUAUAACACUAUAAUAGGUGGUUAUUGUAGGAUAGGUAAGGUUGAUGAUGCAGUUGACUUGUUGAAACCAAUGCAAGUGAGGAACUUGGAUCCGAGUAUGGUCACAUAUAAUGCUAUUAUUAAUGGGUUGUGUCGAGAAGGAAGGAUGGAAGAGACGAGUGAGAUUUUGGAAGAAAUGAGGGUAAAGGGUUUAAUGCCUGAUGAGGUGACGUAUAACACACUGGUAAAUGGAUAUCGUAGAGAGGGUAAUUUUCACCAAGCACUUGUUUUGCACUCGGAAAUGUUAAGGAAUGGGUUGUCUCCAGAUGUUGUAACUUAUACUUCUCUGAUUAAUAGCAUGUGCAAGACUGGGAAUUUGCACCGUGCAAUGGAAUUUUUCGAUCAAUUGCGUGCUAGGGGAUUAUAUCCCAACGACAGAACUUACACAACAUUGAUUGUUGGCUUUUCUCAGCAGGGUUUUAUGAAUGAGGCUUAUAAGCUUUUGAAUGAAAUGAUUUCAAAUGGCUUUUCCGCUUCAAUAGUAACCUACAAUGCCUUAAUUAAUGGGCACUGUGCAGUGGGCAGGAUGGAAGAUGCUUUACGUGUGACUCAGGAGAUGGAACAGAGAAGACUGGUUCCAGAUGUUGUAACAUAUAGUACAAUAGUAUCUGGGUUUUGUAGAAACCGUGAUAUGGAAAGAGCAUUCUCUGUUAAGCAACAGAUGGUUGAAAAAGGGGUUUUACCUGAUGUUAUUACUUAUUCAUCCCUUAUUCAAGGUCUUUGUGCGCAGCAAAGCCUAACUGAAGCUUGUGAACUUUUCCAAGAGAUGUUGAGAGAAGGUCUGCAACCUGAUAAGUUUACAUAUACUACACUUAUUGGUGCAUACUGUGCAAAUGGGGAUAUUAAGGGUGCUUUUCACCUGCAUCACGAAAUGAUCCAUAAGGGCUUCUUUCCUGAUGUCGUCACUUACAAUGUCCUAAUCAAUGGGCUUAACAAGCAAGCUCGCACUCCGGAAGCAAAGCGGCUUCUGUUCAAGUUGUUGUAUGAGCAAUCAGUGCCAAAUAGUGUCACUUAUGACAUGUUGAUAGAAAGUUGCAAAGAUCAUGAAUUUAAGAGUGCGUUAGAUCUUAUUAAAGGAUUCUGCAUGAAAGGUUUGUUGAAUGAAGCUGACCGAGUUUUUGAGUUGAUGCUGCAAAAACACAAGAAUAAGCCGAGUGAAGUAGCUUAUAACCUACUUAUACAUGGUCAUUCCAGGGGUGGGAAUUUGCAUAGAGCCUUGAAUCUUUACCGAGAAAUGGUUAGUCUUGGAUUUGUUCCUCAUACAGUAAGCAUUAUUGUGCUGAUGAAAGAACUUUUUAAAGAAGGGAUGAGUGAUGAAUUAAAUCAAUUAAUUCGAAGCACAUUGGAAACCUGUAAACUUGCUGAUGGUGAGGUAGCAAAAGUUAUUGUUGAGGUGAACUUCAAGGAGGGAAAUAUGGAUGCAGUAUUCAAUGCACUUACUGAUAUGGCCAAGGAUGGUCUGCUUCCAAAUAGUGGGAAAACCGCUUUUUGUUACAUGCCACAAUAAAGUACUUAUCAUCUAAAAUAAUCACACAACUGUUUCCAUGUAUGAGGUAGAGUACAUCAAGCAAGCAGGAAACUGAGUUGCAACAAAUUGUUUCCCCUCAUUUAGAUUUCUCAUGCAUAGUGAAUAUGGGAGAGCUAGAUUAUGAGCAACAUUCUUUUGAGAAGGUUAAAGUCCCACUUUGCUUGGAAAAUGUAUAACCUUCCACAUGCUAGAAGUGGUAGGUCGGGUCCAUGUACCAGCAAUGCAUUGAGAAAAAGGAUGAACGGACAAUUUUUUAGUUCCUCUCAGCUUGUUUGAAAAGUUGAAACAAGACGUAGAGAAGGAAGUGAGUUUCAUUCAAGAAAGUAUGCAAACUCCAGUGUGGUUUUACAAUAAUGGUAUACCAAAAUAAUGGAGAACAUAAAGGGAUCAGAAAAAACCAAGAGCUCUGCCCCAGAUAAUACAAAGAUGUUGAGGCAAUAGCUCAUGCAACAAAUGAACAUCCUUUACACUGCUUGCAGAACACACAAAGGAACUCUUGCAAAGAGAUAAUACUAUUGACAUGCCUAUCGUAUCUCAAAGGCAUCGAAAUGCUGCUGCUGUUUCUGCAUCCAUACAUCACACGCUUUAUGUCAUCAAAUUGGGUUCUAGUGCAAGGAGAUGCCAAUAUAAUUCUUUUCUGGAUCUGCUCUCAGUAGAGUAAUCCAAGUAAUUGGAUUUUUCAAUACUAAAUCUGACUCCACAAUUGCAGGCAAUUACUGUUUCUACUUUCUACAUCCUUGUUAUUUGGCAACUCUUUUAUUGCUCACUCUUAAUAUCUAACGCUCCCUUGCCUUAAGAUUUGUUUCUUAACAAGUGUUGACCAUUAGACUAAAGGCCUAUAAUUAAGAAGAUUCACCAAAUCCAUCUUUGACCCCAAAAUCCCCACUCCUUUUCUUUUGAUAGAAAAAUCUAAGACUUCUCUUAUUGGAGUUAUAGCAUAAAUAGUUGAGAAAUUACUGUAUCGCAGUUGAUGAGCUGUCGUAAGGGGAAACAGAAUAGGUCAGAAUAGAUCGAAGAUUUUGAAAGCAAAUCGAACUAGGUUAGCAGCAGCACAUUCAACCUGAUUUCAAUUGGAUUAAUUCGGAAUCAGAUUUUAUGGGUAAAGAAGGACCAUGUUUCCAUUGUGGCCUCAAGGAAACCUCCAAUUGGAGAAAUGGACCACCUGAAAAGCCAGUGCUCUGCAAUGCAUGUGGACUAAGAUGGCGGACAAGGCAGACACUGGACGGCUAUAUUCCCAAACAUGCUAAUGGAGAAAUACAAAGGUCUCAGUUACCUUCUGAGAUGAAGCCGGCUCGUGAUGAGCAAAAGCUAGAAGUUGGAGUAGAGGUUUCUGGACAGGAUGGCUCUUCAGCUUGUCUUGAAGUGGAGAUGAAUAACGUAUUAACCAUAGGUUCAGCAGGAUCAGCCUCAGACAACUGCAUUCAGAUGGAAGAAACAAAUGGGGAAGCAGACAAAGAUUCUAUCUGGAAUCCUGACAGUGUCCCCAAAAGAAAGAAAUCAAAGCUUGGACAACCUGUUUUGUCUCCUGUUGUUGAAAGAAUCCAGAGGCAGCUUCAUAAUAAUCUGCAGGCACCAGACUUUGAAGAUAUAUCUGUCGGUGAUGAAACUGUUACUUUAAUUUAUGCAAAGAACCGAUACAUUCCAUCUGAUGAGAUUGGUCUUGGAGCGAUGUUGUUCGUACCACCACCAACUACUACAGAAUGCUCGAUGUCUGUUAACUCCAAUGACAGAAUAUAAUGUCUCUUUUUCAAUGCAUGUUUCUGGAGAAAAAUUAACAUCUAUAAGUGAAUUUUGAAGAGUGUUAUGUUGCUACUUGAGGGCAUUUAAUGAAACUCCGUACUAAAUUAUUUUGAGUCUUAA